Venustampulla echinocandica is the source of this 1743-nucleotide messenger RNA. Its product is annotated as RNA-binding, RBD. The transcript is spliced from 6 exons. Gene Ontology annotation, cellular component: ribonucleoprotein complex; nucleus; cytosol. Bases 1 to 1743 code for a protein of 580 amino acids. The record is from RefSeq and is a predicted model, not a curated record. Gene Ontology annotation, molecular function: mRNA 3'-UTR binding; poly(A) binding; poly(U) RNA binding. Lineage: Eukaryota; Fungi; Ascomycota; Leotiomycetes; Helotiales; Pleuroascaceae.
AUGGCUUAUCAGCAAACUACGAGUCAUACCGAAACCCUCUUCCCUAGUCAUUCGGCAUCCAACAUGUAUGCUCAGGCUCAACUUCGCACUCCACGCGACCCUCAGGGCCACGGAUCUUCAUUCGCUCAUGCAUCAGCCCCUGGUGCACAUACCGAGAGCAACCCCAUGGGUGCUAUCAUAAAUCAGUUCGCUGGUCUUGCUCUCCCCGGUGCCAACAUGGCCGCCGCUCAGUUCCCUCUCGGUGGUCAGGUGCAGUAUUAUGUUACCCCGGAUGGCCAAUUUUUGAUGGCUCCUACCGGCAUGUAUUCUUCUCAGGCAAUGUCGGGUGCCCAGCUUCCAGAAGCCUCUUACAGUCCUUACGGUGCUGCUUUGCCCUACCUCGCCCAAGCCGCGUAUCCUGGAUAUCUCACAGGCUACCCGAUGCUGCCUUACACUACCGCUCGUGCUGGUCAUUAUCCCGAUCAUUCUGAUCACCACAAGGAGGUUCCCGGUCUCGAUAAUCGCCGUGGCUCUUAUUCUACUAAUGAAUCCGCCCCAAGCACCCCUUUCUAUAGCUCAGUUUCUCAGCGUGAGCAGACAACCCAUAUUGCUGCAGUUGACCGAUCUCCGUUUGGAUCCACCCCGUCGCCACAACAGCUUCAUGCCCAGCAUGCUGGCCAUCAAACCGUCAAAGGCCUUCCUUAUAAGACCGUCCCAAUCAAUAUUGAUCUUGAUGCGUUGCUUGUACAGCACCCUGCAAUCCCCCGGGCCGUUCCCGCGGUCUUCACCCCACGUGAGAGCCUGCGAACUCUCGAUCAGAGCUUGUCCAACCCAAUUCCUGGCAAUCGCAAUGUCUAUAUCCGUGGCCUCCAUCCAAAUACUGAUGAUGAGACCAUUGCUGCAUAUGCUGCCCGUUUCGGAAGAGUCGAGACGUCCAAGGCAAUCAUUGAUACCUCAACUGGAGCAUGCAAAGGAUUUGGUUUCGCAAAAUACGCCAACAUCCGCGAUUCGGAGCUUUGCAUUCGCGGUUUCUAUAAGUUGGGUUACGAAGUUGGUUUUGCUCGGGAAUCUUUCAAUUCUCGUCUUAAGGCUGAGGGUGAUGAAAAUUCAACCAACCUUUAUGUUUCCAACCUUCCGAUGAACAUGACCGAGUCUGAACUUGGCGCUAUCUUUAUGGAUUAUAAUGUCGUCUCGAGUAGAAUCCUCCGAGAUUCGAACAAGAAUAGUCGUGGUGUCGGCUUUGCUAGGUUCGACUGUCGCGAAGUUUGCCAUGAGAUCAUUAAGAAGUUCCACGGCCAGCCAAUUGGUGAGGAGGGCCUCCUUCUUCAGGUUCGCUUUGCCGAUACCCCUGGCCAAAAGGAUCUGAAGCGAAUCACAACAGAGCGUCGACAGUUCCGAACCAACGAGUACAAUGUCGGCGCCUAUGGUGCGCCUAAUGGCCUUCCUAUCUCUCCACCGGUGCCCUCACCUGUUCUUCCGCGUACAUCCAUGGUUACCUAUCAUGUCCCGAAGUCUCGCGCCGGCAGUUCUUGGAAACGAGAGGCUUCUAGCAGUUCGACUUCUACUAGUGCUCCUAUUUUCAAGCACAUGGAUCGUCAGGUGAGGGCCUCCUUGACUGAGCCCACCCCCAACAAAUCCAAGAACAUUAAAAGCACCCCAUCCGUAUCGGAGACCAGUUCAGCUUCUGGCGGAACUCCUGUUCGUGGCGAUGCUCCAUCUGUCGUCCGCGGCGGCUCUGUAUCCCCUACAGCUCGCAAGUCUUAA